Messenger RNA from Paracoccidioides brasiliensis Pb18, 1524 nucleotides. RefSeq lists its product as uncharacterized. Gene Ontology annotation, cellular component: cytoplasm. Gene Ontology annotation, biological process: mitochondrion distribution. The record is from RefSeq and is a predicted model, not a curated record. The coding region runs from base 1 to 1524 and encodes 507 amino acids. The transcript has 5 exons.
AUGCAUGAGAUUGUAACCCUACAGCUUGGUCAGCGAAGUAACUAUCUCGCGACUCAUUUUUGGAACUUCCAAGAAUCAUAUUUUACAUAUUCCGCAGAUGAGUUGUCCCCUGUGGACCAUGACAUCCAUUUCCGUCCAGGGAUUGGCGCAGAUGGAUCGGAGACCUUCACUCCCAGAACAGUGAUCUACGAUCUUAAGGGAGGAUUUGGGACGCUUCAGAAAUUCAAUGCACUUUACGAGAUAGAAGCAGAGCCCAAGUUAUCCAGCGGUUUAUGGGACGGCAAUAAGGUUAUACAACAGCAGCCCACCAUCCCACUGACUGAGUAUCAAAAAAACCUGAAUCUAGGGCUUCCAUUACCUCAACUUACUGCUGAAUCAGUUCGCUACUGGUCAGACUUUAAUAAAGUCUUCUAUCAUCCCAGGUCCAUUGUUCAAUUAAAUGAAUACGAACUCAAUUCUCAACUGAUGCCAUUUGAAGACUGGGGCAUUGGCGAGGACUUAUUUAGAGCCUUAGAUCGCGAGCACGACAUCCUUGACAGGGACUUUCGGGCCUUCGCUGAAGAAUGUGAUCAGCUGCAGGGAAUCCAAAUCUUCUCUUCAACGGAUGAUGCCUGGGGAGGCUUUGCUGCGAGAUACGUCGACAGAUUGAGAGAUGAGUUCGGAAAAAAGAGUAUCUGGUUCUGGGGGUUAGAAGAUGGAGCAAGAUUCCAACGUCACAUGCAAGCCGUAGCCACCGCUAACUGCGCGAGGUCGGUUAACGAGAUAUCACCACAGACAUCGGCCUACGUUCCCAUCGUGGACCCUCCUCGAAAUUUACCAACAUAUGUGAACUCUGACCUGCGUUCGGAGUGGUACUCCUCUGCUCUAAUUUCAACAGCUCUGGAAAGUGUGACUUUACCUACCCGUCUCCGAUGCUAUCGAGGAAUUGGUUUCUGGCUGCCCGCACAAGAACUCCCGCAAAAGAUAUUCAAUAUCCAAGCUGCCAUUAUAUCAAAGCAGGACCUAGAAAAUGAGGUCAAUGUUAGGCCGGACAAGGGCGCCAUGGUAGUGGAGGAUGAAACAGAUCAAAACGAAGCCCUGCUUGAUGGACUUGACCUAGACUUUUCCUGGUCCAAUUCUGCUCCAGCUAAAAGGAUACAUGUUUUUGGUUACGUUGAAAUCAAUCGUGGAUUCGAUGGCGAAAGCAUCCUCACUUCAAGAGCACGAAGCCUGCAAAGUCGCAAACAGUCGCCAAGGCCUCUAGGCACUGUGCAAAGAUAUCAUACCCCGCUCUCACUUCCUCUACUUGAUAGUUUUCCCCAUGACCUAUUUAGAGAUAGAGGCGCCUCAGACUCUGGGCUGAGCGUUCGUGCAUCCCUUUCUACCACAACGCAAAUUGGCGACAGGGUGAAGAACUUACAAAAAAUCGCGUCAAGACUAGUGGGAGUUGAUGAGCGUGAGGCAUUAGUCAAUGGACUGGGAGAAAUUUCUGAGGCAUAUCAGGACAAGUGGGAAAGCGAGUCUGACUCUGGGGAUGAUUACUGA